GACUAGUCGAGACAAAAGACAGGCCGCAGGACGGGGCAAUUAGGGAGGAGGGGCUUAGAGGUAAGUUGGUUAGUCUACUAGGUAGUUACUACGGUAGUUAGUUAUAGUGUCACUAUUUCUCCCUCGUGAAGGAAAAGAAGACAGCCUAGAACUAAGGUAGGCUAUGGGCGGUGCCUGUCAUCCCGUGCCUCCCAGCAAUGAAAUGAAUUUAUAGGGGACCAAGUACGGUAGUUAGUCUAGGGUAUCUCCAAACAUGAUUCAAGAUUGCACUGCGAGUGUCCCAAAUAAAGAGUUCUGUCACUCAAACAACAAAGAAGAAGAAGAAGAAGAAGAAGAAGAAGAAGAAGAAGAAGAAGAAGAAGAAGAAGAAGAAGAAGAAGAAGAAGAAGAAGAAGAAGAAGAAAGCUUCAUUGCCAAUAGACUACUAUCCUCUCACCAACCCAGUCUCAGUCUGACGAACAAGUUCUCCUCAGCUUCAUCUGGACUGGCUUUCACCGAAUCUCUUCCUGUCUGCCAUGCCGAAGUCGAUCAGUCCGAUUUGACAUUUCCGAUCAUCCAGCGUGGAAUGUCCCCAACAAUCUGUGUGUGGUCGGCCCGAGACUUGGGGGGUUUUUUGAAAUGGGACAAAGCUCAGGGUCAUAAGCUCGCAUCGCACGUAUCCAAAGAUUGUGAUAGAUCUCCAGCCCACCAGAAUCAGGGAGCUUGGCUCUGGGAAAACUGGGAAUUAAGGCUGUGACAGCGAGCAGAUCUAAGUUCAUUUCCGGUUAGGUCGAUCUCAACAUAGAGUUUC
Messenger RNA from Aspergillus homomorphus CBS 101889, 790 nucleotides. RefSeq lists its product as uncharacterized. The record is from RefSeq and is a predicted model, not a curated record. Bases 254 to 736 code for a protein of 160 amino acids. The transcript has a single exon. NCBI's taxonomy places the organism in Eukaryota, Fungi, Ascomycota, Eurotiomycetes, Eurotiales, Aspergillaceae.